AGGGGUCAGGCCACCUCCGAUCCACGGACAGCGAGCGUCCUGGUGACCACGUCCCCAGGGACGCGUGGCGUCUGCCCUCCUUCCCAGCAGCUCUCAUGAGCGCUAUCCCAGCCGGCUUUAAUUUGGGCUUCCCCGGCCAGACGCUGCCGCCCUGCGCGGUGCCCGCCGCUCCUGCGGGAAGGAAGGCCCGCCCCGCGGCCGGCCAGAAUCCGUGGGCCCCGCCCUCCAUCCGCAAAACCCCACGGGGACACGAGGCUCUCACGGGCGUGCGGCCCCCAGGGCGGGGGGGCCCCCCCGGCCUCGCCACGCCGCCCACCCCCCCGCGCGCUGAGGACCUGCCCGGGGCGCCCCGCCCCCAAGACCUGGCCUCGGAGGACCCAGGGAUCUUGCCGCACCACUCACUCUACAGAUGGGAAACUGAGGCCAAGGCCACGCGUGCGUGGGAGCCGUCCCCGCCCUGUGCCGCGGCCUGCGUCACUGGGGCCACGCUGCCGGAGCCUCCUAGAGCCGCUCGUUCUGACCCGUCCUGCGGGGCCACGGAUACAUGCGUGUUCGAUGCCAUCACUUUACAAAACUCCAGCCUGAGUGCCCAGCGGUUUUCCCGUAUGCACACCUGACCCAGACGGACGGACGCCCUGAGCACACUGCCCCGGCCGCUUGCUGGACCCCAGGCUCGGUGCCGGCACCCCGGACUCCUCAGGACGUCCCCUCGGAGGCCCCAUGACUACGACCCCACACCGCCAAGAGGCGGGCAGAGGCACUCACACAGGAGUGUGAGGUGGGCGGAGGGCAGGGGGCCUGUCCCGGGUGGGGAAGGCACCUGGUGGGGCAUGAAAAGGACCCUGGGUAGGAAACCAAGCAUCCCGCCCGGAUGGGCGGAGGGCCGGUCUCUCGGCAGCUCAGAGUGGGGCCCAAACCCCACACACUGCGGAAGAUACUCAGGCACGAGCACAGGGCUGGCGUGCAC
This is a messenger RNA of Neofelis nebulosa (Clouded leopard), 967 nucleotides long. RefSeq names its product basic proline-rich protein-like. The coding region runs from base 96 to 617 and encodes 173 amino acids. The record is from RefSeq and is a predicted model, not a curated record. Lineage: Eukaryota; Metazoa; Chordata; Mammalia; Carnivora; Felidae. The transcript has 4 exons.